AUGAAACGUUGUGGUAUUUGGGAAGAAGUCACGCGAGUAUACGAAUGUAUUACAACCAUAAUUAACAUACAUAUUAAUGUACUGACUGCUCGGCUUUGCCGAAGUACUGGGCGGUUGGCUCUAAGGUUGGCUCUGAACGGCUGUGUUCGUUUCGCAUCUGGAACCAUAAAUGAAAACGAUGCAAAAACAGAUGCGGUUGGGAAAAGCUAUGUGAGGGGUGUAAAAGAACAUACUGCCAGUGUACCGGAAUCCGGUGCCAGAAAAAUGAUCACGCUUGAAGCACUCGUCCGUGGAAUCGAAAUCUCCCGAAGCAGGUCAUCCAUGCCUACAGGACGGUUCUUGGAGGAGUCAACAAAACGUGUCAAAGUAACACAACAGUGUUAUGAAGAUAUGAUAAGGCUAGAGAAGAAGCCAUCGGGGUGGAAGGCAAGCACAGUAAAGAAGGUUCAAAGUGUUCAGAAACAGACACUGUUGAAUCCAGGGAUCUUCUUAGAGCACGGGAACCAGCUUUACACAACGUGGUAUGACAUCAAAAAAGCGUUCGAUUCAGUAAAUCAUGUAUAUCUGAUUAAGUGCAUUGAAAGGCUUAACAUGCCACAGUGGAUCAGCAGGUUUCUGAAAAGCAUCAUCUCCAGAUGGUCAGUUACAUUAAAAAGCAAUGUAGAAAUUAUAAUGGAGAAGGAAAUAGAGCGAGAAUUUUCCAAGGUGAUAGCCUUUCUCUGCUGCUGUCCAUCCUGUGCAUAUGGACGUGUUGAGCCGUCUGCUCAAUAUAAGGUACCCAAAGGUGGCGAUUCCAACUGA
Messenger RNA from Thelazia callipaeda (thelaziosis nematode), 801 nucleotides. NCBI's taxonomy places the organism in Eukaryota, Metazoa, Nematoda, Chromadorea, Rhabditida, Thelaziidae. The record is from the annotation of a GenBank genome assembly.